CCUAAAUCCCUAAUUCAUAUAUUAGGAACUUACUAAAAAGUUCUUUUCUGCAUUUUUGUUGUUUUCGGCAAAUCCUUAAACCCUUUCAAUAAAAGAGCUUUUCUCUAGAUCCCAUGGCUGCCAACAACACCCCAGCUGGAAUAGACAAAGAACAGGCCUUUGGCAUGGCGGAAGCAGAGAUGGAAUAUAGGGUAGAACUCUUUAACAGGCUUACACAAACGUGUUUCAACAAGUGCGUUGACAAAAGGUACAAGGAGCCUGAGCUAAACAUGGGUGAAAAUACUUGCAUUGAUCGCUGUGUUUCAAAGUAUUGGCAGGUGAAUGGUAUAAUUGGCCAGAUGCUCAGUGCUGGUGGUCGGCCUCCGAUGUAAAACACUGCCAUCCUCCAUAUUCUAAAUUCUGUUUUACAUGUAAAGCAUGACUAGUCCUGCUGCUGGGAAAGGAGAUGGGAAUUAAGUAUAACAUGUCUUUAAUGUCUUCUGAGACUACAUUUUGUUAUGAUGCAAUGUUUCUGUCAGUUUUCUAUUAGUUGCAAUACUGUAAAGAUUUUGGUGCUAAAUCAGAAGUUCCAUUUGACUCUUAUGCACUAUUUUUAAAGAAUUUUACUACAUGAAGUACAGCUUUGUUUGCUACCUCAUUGGUUUGGAUAAUG
Durio zibethinus is the source of this 652-nucleotide messenger RNA. RefSeq names its product mitochondrial import inner membrane translocase subunit TIM10-like. Gene Ontology annotation, biological process: protein insertion into mitochondrial inner membrane. NCBI's taxonomy places the organism in Eukaryota, Viridiplantae, Streptophyta, Magnoliopsida, Malvales, Malvaceae. The record is from RefSeq and is a predicted model, not a curated record. Gene Ontology annotation, cellular component: mitochondrial inner membrane.